AUGGCUGUCGUCUACAGCGACGUUGAGGAGUAUGACCCGUUGGCUCGUGACGACUACGGGACGGCAGAUUGUUCCGAAGUGACCACGCGUACCGUGUCCAACGCGUUCUUCGAUGGCCCAGUCGAUGAUGCGGGCGAGCCCGGCGACGGCAAGGAGGACAAGACCGAGGAAGAAGAACAAUUAAAGACGGUCGAUCAGAAAGAAGACAGGGUGAAGGUUGAUGAGGAUCUGGGAGAAGUGAAGGAGGCUGAGGAAGGUGUCAAGGAGCAAGAGCAUGUGGAGCCGAAAGAAGGGGACGGCGAGGAGGAAGAGGAAGAAGAGGAAGAAGAAAUCCCGCCCAAGGUCAAGGAGGUCACAUUCAUCAACGAUGUGCCAAUCUACAAGCCCAAUCACCUGCUGAUGGACGAGAAGAACCACUACAAGUGUGUGGUCUACGAGCUCGUCGGCUUUGACGACAAAGUCGGCGGCACGUACCUGGUGACGGCCCACGACAAGGAGAUGGUGUUGCGCGUCGAGAAGAUCCCCGGUCGCAUCAUCGGCCAAGAGCUCGAGUUCCUCAAGAAGCUCGGCCGCUGCUAUGCCUUGGCCCAGUAUCAGAUGAAGGAGGCCCGCGCCCUGCGCCGCGCCUAUGAGGAUGAGAAUGGAGAAGGGCCCAACUUUUCCCUUGACCUCCCAGAGGUGGAAGAUGCGGUGCAGUGGGGUUCGCCCUUCGACCUGGCUGUGCACACCAAGCCAAGUCUCCCCCCAUCGCCGUCUUCGGAUGAUGAGGUGGACGAGGAGGGUACUACCGUUUCCCGCCGCCCUUCACAUGCUGAUGCUCCUCCUCUCAACACCGCUGCUCCUGCUCCAAUGCCAACCGUCGUCACCACUUCUCCUGAUGCUACCCGCCCUCUCAAAGUCGGUCCCGUGCUCAAGAUCCUUGCUGCGAUCGGAACCUAUCUGCCCGAAAACCCGAUCGAUAAC
Molecule: messenger RNA, 963 nt
Organism: Mesorhabditis spiculigera
Lineage: Eukaryota; Metazoa; Nematoda; Chromadorea; Rhabditida; Rhabditidae
Source: the annotation of a GenBank genome assembly